AUGGGAGGCAUUAACGGCAUGAAGACAGGCGGCAGUAGUGGCAGCAAACCAGGAGGGAAUCUCACCAUGACAGAAAAAACGACCAAUAAAGAACAAGGAGGGUCACCGGAAGGAGUCACUCAGGCGAAGACCUCUCGGAAUGCGGUGCAGAUCAUUGGGUUGAAAAGUGGAGUGUUGGGUGCGAUCCAAUCGGGUUGGGUUGGGACGAUGGGGGCAGAGCCGGACUGGUCGAGCCGACUGGGUGGGCUUGGCCCGAGUACCUAA
Molecule: messenger RNA, 264 nt
Organism: Linum trigynum
Lineage: Eukaryota; Viridiplantae; Streptophyta; Magnoliopsida; Malpighiales; Linaceae
Source: the annotation of a GenBank genome assembly